AUGGGCCAUACGACUACAGCAGUACCACCAGGACCAGUGGCUUCGGCGGCGACCGGUAUUAUACUCCAUUAUAUUAUAUUGUGGCCGCAGGGUCCUGUGUGCCGUAGCGGUGCAGCUCUGGACUGUUUGGCAAUACGCGAGCACAGAACUGGCAAAGAAUCAAUAUCUGCUCUAGUUUCGCAAUCGUACACGUACACACACAUUAGACGUCGUCGUUAUGCGUGCGUUCGAGUGUGGUUUUUACUUUUUAUUUUAUUGCUGUUACACUAA
Macrosiphum euphorbiae (potato aphid) is the source of this 270-nucleotide messenger RNA. The record is from the annotation of a GenBank genome assembly. Lineage: Eukaryota; Metazoa; Arthropoda; Insecta; Hemiptera; Aphididae.